This is a messenger RNA of Xyrauchen texanus (razorback sucker), 10390 nucleotides long. RefSeq names its product SH3 and multiple ankyrin repeat domains 1 (gene shank1). Gene Ontology annotation, cellular component: postsynaptic density; postsynaptic membrane; dendritic spine. Gene Ontology annotation, molecular function: synaptic receptor adaptor activity; ionotropic glutamate receptor binding. Lineage: Eukaryota; Metazoa; Chordata; Actinopteri; Cypriniformes; Catostomidae. The record is from RefSeq and is a predicted model, not a curated record.
GUUUUUAUUUUAUUUUAUUUUUUUACCAGCUGCUGGUUUUUUCCCUUUUUAAAAACUGCUGUCAUUCUCUCCGUUUACAAAGGAGGGAUCUGCAAAUAGAGACAACCACAGUAAGACAUGUGUCUCUGGGGAUGAUGCUGUUGCCGUUGGUGCCACUCUCCCUGUCGCCAUGACGAUGCCGCUCAGCCCCCUCUCCAGUGACGAGGAGCAGCAAAGGAUGCUGGGAAAGAGUCAACACCUAUAUCCAGGGGCAGAAGAGGAAGAGGAGGAGGAAGAGGAAAUGGACGACGAUGGCGUAGAUGAGGAAGGAGAGGAAGAGAACGGAGAGCUGGAGUUAGAAUACGAAGGGGAGGUGGAUGAUGAAGAUGACAUCAGGCGAGGACCCGGGCAUUUGAGAGGAGGCAGGGAAGAGGGGCACAGGCAAAAAGUCACAAUGGCUGGACGACAACCAGGAGAAAGACAGAUAAGACCUGGCAACAUGGGCCACACAGCCAACCCUUAUGCAUCCAACCCUGGACCUGCCCACCAACCGCCAGCUAAUCAGCAGCAGCAGCGGAAGCUGAGAGAGCGGAGCUCUAGCAAUGCACCUGAUGACACACACAUAGCUAUGAUGGUGUUUCGCAUCGGCAUUCCAGAUAUCAAACAGACGAAGUGUCUGAGGUUCAACCCAGAUGAAACCGUGUGGAAGGCAAAGCAACAGGUUUUGUGUAGUCUAACUGAAUCUCUGAGGGAUGUUUUGAACUAUGGCCUUUUCCAACCUGCUACCGAUGGUCACGAUGCCAAGUUCUUGGAGGAAGAGAGGCCUCUCCGCGAGUACCCUCAAUCCUUUGAGAAAGGUGUACCCUACCUGGAGUUCCGCUACAAAACCAGGGUGUACAAACAGACAAAUCUCGAUGAGAAACAGCUGGCCAAACUGCACACCAAGGUCAGUCUAAAGAAGUUCAUAGACUACAUUCAAGCUGGCACCAUGGAAAAGGUAGCCAAACUUCUAGAUAAAGGGCUUGACCCCAACUACCACGACCCUGAUACAGGAGAGACCCCACUCACUCUGGCGGUACAGACAGAGCCAGGCGGAGGGGAGAACAUCAGGCUGCUGGUGAUGGGGGGAGCUCAUAUUGACUUCAGGGCAAAGGAUGGCUUGACCCCUCUCCACAAGGCCGUCAGAUCACAUGGACACACAGCCUUACUGAUGCUGUUGUCUUUAGGGGCAUCUCCUGAUUAUAAGGACCACCGUGGGCUGACACCACUUUACCACACUGUGCUUAUAGGGGGUGACACCUCCUGCUGUGAGACCCUCCUGUACCACAGAGCCAAGCUGGGGCUCCGUGAUGAAAAUGGUUGGGAUGAGACCCAUCAGGCCUGUCAAAAUGGCAACUCACAACACUUAGAGCACCUGCUUUUUUAUAGUGCGGACUCUUCAUCCCAGAAUGCCUCAGGAAACACUGCCCUGCACAUAUGCGCUUUAUAUAACAAGGAUAGCUGUGCACGCAUACUGCUAUACCGAGGAGCUAACAAGGACACAAAGAAUAACAGUGGGCAGACCCCCUUCCAGGUAGCUGUGAUGUCUGGCCAUUUUGAGCUGGGGGAAAUCAUUAAGAACCAUCGAGAAUCAGAUGUAGUUCCCUUUUUGGAGUCGCCGAAGUACGCCCCCAGGAGGGAGAGUGCACGAACUCUUGGAUUGCCCCAUCCUCACCCCUUCCUGAGGGCCAACAGUGACAACAGCAUGAAUGUGCCUGACUGGAUCGCCUUUCCCAACGCUGCUGGAUCAAAUAUUGUCUCUGUUCAGGGUAUUAAGCACGGCGGCACCCUGCGUAGCUCUAGCAGUCCCCGUGGAGCCCGAACCCGUUCUCCGUCCCGUGGCCGAUCUGGAGACAGAGAUGAUCGGAGCCGGCAAACACGUGGAAGACAAGGGGUGGCCUCCAUAAGUAGUCAGGGCACAGCAAGCGGGCAGCGGCGGCGUCUCUACAGUGCUGUACCCGGGCGCAUGUUUGUGGCAACUCGCUCGCACUCGGCCCAGGGGGACCAUGAGAUCAGCCUCAACAAGGGAGACAAAGUCAAAGUGCUGAGUGUGGGAGAAGGGGGCUACUGGGAGGGCACGGUUCGAGGGCGCACAGGCUGGUUCCCCUCUGACUGCGUGGAGGAGGUUGCACUCCGCAGCUUGGACAAUCGCUCAGAGAGCCGCAGCGAGAGAGCCAAGCGACUCUUCCGGCAUUACACCGUUGGAUCCUACGACAGCUUUGAUGCUCCCAGUGACUAUAUAAUCAAGGAGAAGACAGUUCUUCUGCAGAAAAAAGACAAUGAGGGAUUUGGCUUUGUGCUAAGAGGAGCCAAGGCUCAGACCCCAAUAGAAGAGUUCACUCCCACCCCAGCCUUUCCAGCACUGCAGUACCUUGAGUCUGUCGACGAGGGAGGCGUGGCAUGGAGAGCUGGUCUACGAAUGGGAGACUUCCUUAUUGAGGUGAAUGGGCAGAAUGUGGUUAAGGUGGGACACAGGCAGGUGGUCAAUAUGAUCAGGCAAGGCGGCAACAGCCUCAUGGUCAAGGUUGUCAUGGUUACCCGGAAUCCUGAUAUGGAGGAAGGGAUCAGAAAGAAAAUCCCACAGCAGAGUAAGAGAUUGAGCACACCGGCUAUCGCUCUACGCUCCAAAUCCAUGACAUCAGAACUGGAAGAGAUGGUGGACAGAGCCUCUGCCCCAUGGAAAAAAAAAUCAGAGUUCGAAUCUUCACAAGCUACAGAGAAGAAGAGGACAGUUUAUCAGAUGGCCUUGAAUAAACUGGAUGAGAUUUUAGCAGCAGCACAGCAGACCAUCAGUACCAAUGAGGUUCCAGGGCCCCGGGCUCAGGGGGUAAAAAGAGAACGGGGCAGAGGCUUUUAUAAUGAGCCAAGUUUCGACCAAUCAGGAAUGGGGAUAACAUCUGGGGCUGGGCUAAGCUACGAUCGUGGUCAAUUUGUGUCUGGCCACGGCACCCAGCACGGUAUGCUGCGACAGAAGUCUAUCGGGGUUCCUGAGGAGGAGAAGCAGUUCCUUCAUCCUCCUGCCAUUAAGUUUGCAAGAAGUCUUUCAGUACCUGGCCCAGAUGACAUCCCUCCCCCUACAACAGCACCCCCUGAGCCCCCUUUCUCCUCAGUGCCCCCUUUUGGCUUUAGGGGGAAGACAUCCCAGCAACCUUCUGAUUCUGUGUCCCAAACCACUUCCUCUUCUGCACAUUAUCAGCUCUACUCACAGUCAGUGCACGGCAGGGACAGGUCCCCUGGACCAACGUCUGCUUCUGGAACAGGGGACCAUGCACUCCCUUACUCCCAUGCCCAAGCCCACCCCUCUGUACCAAGCAGGACUGCCUCCAGAAAAGUUAUUGGGUACACAGGAGACCUUGCAGGGGCUGGAGGAGCAACAGGGGCUAAAGCUGCAGCAUUGAGAAGGGGCUACAGUAAUGCCGUCCCACCCACCAGUGUCGCUACUGUGACUCCCCAGCAGCAGACUACGCAGAGCCAACCUUCCAGACUGGAGCGCAGUGCAAUGGGGGGAGGGGCAGGAGGUGUCCUAAAAGGUGGUGCACGGAGAGGGAAGGUGCCCUUGGUCAAGCAGUCAAAGGUGGAAGAUCUUCGUCAGGGCCAGGGCACACUAGAAGGGAAAGGCUCAGUGGAGAAAAGCUCUAUUCCUAUCCCCACCAUCAUUGUUAAAGCCCCAUCCACCAGCAGCAGUGGUCGCAGUAGCCAAGGCAGCAGUGUGGAGGCUGAACCACCUCUUAUAGGAGAGAGUGACAGUUCUAAACCCCAACCUGUUUCUCCCUCACCUGCACCCACUGUUCCACCGCCAGCCCCUCCCUCUACGCCUGCUCCCCCACCCCCAUCACUGCCAUCACAUCGUACUCAAGAGAGUUUGGACUUCACCAGCCAGUUUGGUGCUGCCAUAGUAGGGGCAGCUCGCAGAGAUCGAGAACGAUUCCACGAAGCAAGAAGGAAAAGUGCCUCCUUUUUUCUCUCUACUGAGGAAGAGUUGGGAGGAGCAGGAGGAGGAGGGGCAGGACGGACCCAGACCACCCAACAGCAGCUGAGCUCACAGCCUUCACCUUGCCUGAGACCAUCCAAGUCUAUAGAUGAGGGCAUGUUCUCAGGUGAUACUUUUAUCCACCACACACGCAGCAUGCCUCCUGCCUUUGGCCUGCCUGAGUACUCCUCACCUGCUCCUUCAGGGGACUAUCAACCCAAGUCUGUACCCGCAGACUUCUAUGGGGCAGGAGGCCGACAGCAGCAACACCAAGCCUCUACCACAACAUUUAUUCACCCACUAACAGGGAAAGUUCUGGACCCUUCAUCCCCUCUUGGCUUAGCGUUAGCUGCACGGGAGCGUGCCUUGAAGGAUGAUGGACGCAUACGCAGGGAAAGGACCACAGAACACCACUUUAGCCGUCAGAUGUCCAGCAUUGGGGGCUUCCCCUCAUCCACUGCACAACCCACCUCACACCUCUCCUACUCGAUGGCCUCGUCUUCCUCUACAGCCUCCUCUGCUGCCCAGUCCCCAAGUUCCUCCUCAUAUCUUGUUACCUCCUCUUCACUAGCCGCCACGACUACUUCCACUCGGCCUCCAUCUCCCAGGAUCCUGCGUGGAGUAGGGAGUAGCUGGGGUGAGGAGGCAGGGGUUGGAGAGCGCACAGAAAGGGAGACUGCUGGUACCUCGGCUCCAAGAGAAGGCCUAAGGGUUCGUUUCUCUGAGGAUAAAACCGUCCACACACACCACUACCAAUCUCAGCACUACCAGCCCACCCACAAGGAGCGUGAAAGGGAGCGUCAGAGAGAGAGGUCACGAGAAAGAGAGAGAGAAAGGGAGAGGGAAAGAGAGAUGGACAAAGCUCAGACCCAUAUGCAGCAGCAGUCCACACAACCAACGACUCAUCAACCUCAGCGCCCCUCAUUCUUGAGGAUGGAGAGUGAGGCUGGGGCAUACAUCCUUUCAUUAACACCUCCAUCCCCUCCUCCAACUAUGGUCCCUACCCGUCCUUCAGCUGGAGGAGGAUGUGAAGGUGGAAGUGGCCCAGGACUUAUGGUUCUUCCUCCGCCAGCUCCUUCGGUGGAUGUAGAUGAUGAGUUUGUAUUUGCUGAUCCUCUCCCACCACCGUUGGAGUUUGCCAAUAGUUUUGAUCGUAGUUUAGGUUACUCUGGGAUGAUGUCUCGUAAUGUAACAGCCCGCCAGCAGCUUCAACCUCCUCCACCGCCACCUCCCCCGCCACCUCCCCCCCCUCCUAAAGACUCCUUUAUGACAGGGUUCCCCCCUCACACACCCCUGCCUUCACCUCAGGCAGGGGAUUCUACAACUUCCAGUCUUACUUCCUAUGACAGUGAAGUUGCCAACCUGACCCAGUCAGCCCCGUCUCCCUCUCCAUCUUCCCCUAACCCUCUACCACCUACCUCCCCCUCCACCUUGCAGCCCUCUGUAUUACCUCCACCUCCCUCUGUAUCACCUCCUCCACCACCCACCUCUUACCACAGACCAUUUGGCCUAUCUCAGUCACAACACUUAUACAAUAGUACACACCAAGCCGGACGCUCUUCUUCUCCCACACCACCUUCCCUCUCUAUCCCAGCUCCACCUGCAUACCGGGGGACCUCAACAGCAACAUCCACCCCUGCAACCUCUGUUUCUCUUAGAGGUAACUCCACUGUGACUGCAACCAGUUCCACAAAUGCUACUGCAACUAUCGCAAGGUCCACAACUACUGCUGCCACUGUCACCCAGCACACACGCAUGGUAACUGUCUCAACAGUAGGUACGGGAGGUAGCAUACGACCCAGCAUAGAGCAUCACUCACAAUCCAGUGCAGCUUCCGUCAAGGCCGGUGAGUCCCAGGAGACAGUGGUGGAUUCUGGGAUUGAGGAGCUGGACAGCCGAAGCAGCAGCGACCAUCACUUAGACAGUAUCCUGGCACUCAGUGGGAGUGGGAUAAGAGAGAGGUUGGAGAGAGCAGGCAUGGGUAGCUUAGGUGGAGUUGGAAAGAGAAUAGGGUCAACAGAGGCAGACAGAAUAAGUGGAGCAGACUUUCUAGAAUCUUAUAUGAGCUACCUUGAUGGACAGACAUUUGAAAUGCACAAUGCCAAAGCCGCCAGCACUGCAUCCACCUACCCGAAAACACAGAGGUUCAGAGAAGGUAGUCGGGCUGGAGAUCUUCGAUGGCAAACCAGCACUGCACCCCCUGCAUACCAUCGACGCAGGGAGGAGGAAGAGGAAGAGGAGGAAGAGGAGGAGGCAGAAGAGGGAGAAGAGGAGGAUGUGAAUGCCCGUGAUGGCUAUAGGAUGAGGGAAGGGUCAGGGAUUGCUCGCUCCUCUGUAAUGUACUUUGACCGACCCCACACUCCAGAAUUAAAAUGGGGUGAUGGGUCGGCCGGAGCAGCACAGUCCAUGGGGGACGGAGGAGGCCAGGCUGGAGGGACAUAUGUUGAGUCACGUAAGCUGCAUCCUCCCAUGACCAGUAUGAAGGCAAGCAUCAUCAAUGAACUAAACACCAAAUUACAGCAGAGGAGCAAAGGAAUGGAGAACUGGGGCUCUCAGAGGUCACUGAGCAGACAUAGGUUCUCAGAGGACUCCACAGGUGCACUGAGUCCUCCCUCUGUCCGCUCUACCUCCCCAUCUCCUGUUCACCUGUCUCAGCCUGCUUUGUCUCCCUCUCCCACAACUUCCUCCCAGCCACUCUAUCCAAACUGGGCUCGAUCUCCUUCCCCUCAGCCCCCUGCUGCCUCAUCCCAGCCUCCUCCCCGCUCCCACUCACCUGUUUCUCCCUCAUCGUAUUCACCAUACCCAACGUCACCCAAACACCGGCCUGUGUACCGCACCAAAGCCCUGGAGUUCCAGUUUAUCCCCAGCCGAGAGUCCCGUAAGGCUGAGUCCCAUCAUGCUCAGCGCAGGCGAGCACCCAGCCCACUAAUUUUUCCCUCUGACCGUCCCAAGCUUGGCCCUCCCCGCCCCUCAUCCCUUCCUAUUCUCCCCACCAACCCCCUCUAUAGCAGCCUGUAUGACCUCCGGGGUUCCAUUACUCCACCCUCACCUGCCAACCCCCUCGGAGACCCCUACUUCUCCCCCUCUCCCCCUCUCUUUGCCCCCUCAGGUGCCCCACCACCUCCAAAUUCCUCACUUGUGGUUUCUCGUUCCUUGUCUCCCACCCACUUCCUGUCAGGGACUUCAUCCCCACCACUGCACCCUAUUCCUCCACCCACUUGCCUGAGCUACCCCCACCUUCCACCCCCUUCACCUACCAAACCCUUUGCCUCCAAACCACUUCCAUACUGGACCAAGUACGAUGUGGCUGAUUGGCUGGGCUACCUGAACUUGGGUGAGCACAGGGAGCGUUUUCUAGACAAUGAGAUUGAUGGCACGCACCUGCCCUCUCUUACAAAGGAGGACUACCUGGACCUAGGAGUGACCAGGGUUGGCCACCGAAUGAACAUAGAGAGGGCACUCAGGAGAGUGAUGGACAGGCUGUCUUCUAGCACUUUCCCUGUUUCCGCACUCUCCCCUCGACAUGAACUUAUAGACAGAAGGAGAGAUGAGGCCAACCACAACUGAGAGGACAGGAAAGAUGAGGCGACAACUGCUGACAACAGAGAUUCACUAAAUGGAAGAGAAAAAAUAAACACAAGAGGAGGGGACUUUGAUAUCAACCUGCUAGCUCACAGAUGAAGAAAUAAGAGAAAGUUCAAGGUCUGCCAAACUGUGAACACACCUGCACUUACACAUGUUAUUCAGUCAACUAAAACAUAAACACCACAUGGUACAUACCAACAGAUUAACAGAACACACUUAGUCUGAGCUUGCAGGCACUCACAAGGUAAUCAAAAUGUGAAUGAUCGAAUUAAUCAAAUAUGGAUUCAAAACUAACUCAAUAUGAGAAGGUGAUGUACUACAUAACUGAGCCAAAUAAUUUUGAGGGAAACAAUCAAAACGAUCAUUCGCUUAUAUGGUUUUUUUUUUUUCAGUGGAUCUUCAAAUAGAGAUAGGGAGAAAGAGAGAUAUUGAAACCUCCUUUGCUGUCUUUCUCUUUUUCUUAGAUUUUGAACCGAGUCUGUAUAACUGACACGUUGUACUAUUGGUCUCAUUUUUAGAGCAGGUUCAAUGGAGACUGACGCAGAGAGGGCGAGUACUGACAAACCCCCUGUCUUGCAUGGCUAGGGAAGCCCUUAAAAUAGAAGUCAAUUUAACGGCAGGCACUUAAUUGUGUGUGUGUGUGUGAGAGAGAGAGAGAGAGAGAGAGAGCGAGAGAGAGAGAGAGAGAAAGAAAGAAAGAAAGAAAGAAAGAAAGAAAGAAAGAAUUCAAAGUUCAUCACUAGAGGCAUGACCGUGAUUUGUUGUGUGUUUUUACCUCACCGAUGGAGGGAUUCUAUUUUACCCAAGACAGAUAGGGGCUAGUGCUUAUCUUGUAUUUCAUUACAACUUCUUUACCUUCUCAUGUCUUAUAAUGGAAUUAUAUAUCUAUAUCUAUACAGACUGGUCACUGUAUUAAAAACCCGUAGCAAAAAUAAGUGCCCAGACCAACAGAAUAGACACACAAGCUCUCUAACACAUACAAACACACAUGUACACAGUACAUCCUCAGAGUGCUGAUUCCAACAUACACACACACACACACACACGAAAACACAAACACUGAUACGCAUAUGUUUUAUUUAUAUAAAAAAUAAUGGGACACAGUAAAAUAUAUAUGUAUGGAUUCAAGAUGAAGAUGUUAAAACAUACGCAAAAAAUAUUUUAAAGGAAGAUGAUACAACAUAUUUAUACAGUAUAUAUAAAUAUAUAUAUAUAUAUAUAUAUAUAUAUAUAUAUAUAUAUAUACUGAAAAUGUAUCAACAUUUUUACCACAGACUCUUAAAAUAUAGAGACUGCAACUUCAAUGAACCUCUUAAAGAUACAAAGGCUCCAUUUUAAAAGAGGAGACUACAUGGAGAAGAGGGAGAAGGAGAAAACCAAACUGCCUCUAUUUCUCACCCUCUCUCCUUCCAAAAACACUCUUUCUAUGGAGGCAAGGCAAGACGAACAUGCACUCUGACAUCGGUCAGGGAUACAUGCUAAUAUCUGUUUUAAUACAACUGUUCCUAUAAUGAUUUUUAAACUCUAAAUGGCUCUGGAAUUGUUGAUUUAGCAAGAGACAAUGUUAUUUAUUGCAGUCACUGUUAUCAUCGUCCUUGCUGUUAUCGCUAUGACUGAGCUACAAUGUUUGUUCCUGAGAGAAAAUACUGGAAGUGUUUAUGCUUGAAGAUUUUUAGUUUGUGACCUCAUGCAAUGUGCUCAAAUUGUUGGUACCUCUUGGACUUAAAUUAGAGAAAAGACUUUCAUAUCUAACAAUGUCCCUCACUCUUCUGCUCUUCCCUUCCUACAUCACACAAAAUAUUGUGACAUCACUUUGUAUGCAAGGACUAUCAAUGAAAUGAUCAAAGAUUUUAUUGUGUGUGCAGUAUACACCCUUUACAUUCAUGUUCCCUGUACCUAAAAUUGAAUUUAGUGACCUCCAGCCCUAAUAUACCAUAUCACAAAUAGUUGCUCAAUCAAUUAAAAGGGCUCCUCAUAACAUUACACUUCCUUUUAUUCCUCAUAUUUUCUCUUCCUUUUAAUCGGCUGUCACCUUUACAAUGACUUCACCUUUAUGUUCCCUUCUUACAGUAUCUUAGACAUGUUUCUUUCAGGACCAUCAGUAAAGAUCUCGCCACCUCUAUCUCCUAUUCAUCUUGCAUUUGUUUGUCCUCUAAAUAAAGAGUGGGAUUCAUUCAUCAUGCAUUACAGUGCUCACUUAAUCACUCCUACUGGACAAAAAGAUUGCAGAACUAAUUGUAUUUUUGAUGUUUAAGUGGGGUAAGUAUAGUGACAUUGAGGAUAACAGUAAGGACAAUGAAAGAAAUUAGUUUUUAUGAUUUGAGAUGAAAAAAAAAAUUAUUCCAAGUUUUAAAGAAUCUUUGUCUUCCAAUGUUUAACAUGGGUUUAAUGUGUAAUCAAAUCAUGCUUUCUACAAAUCCUGCUUCCCGUUUUUUCACUUUUCCUGAGUCAUAAUUCAUCGAGACAAUUAGCAGCUGGUCUAUGGAACCAAGGUACAUGAUAAAUAUUCUCAGUUUUUUGUUGCCUGCUGGGUGGAGUAAAGUGUUACGUACUUUUCACCCUCCUGACAGUUCAGUGUCUGAAUAAAAGAUUGGAUCAUUGGAACACAUAAUGCAUGAAAGCUAGCAUAAGGCAUCAACAGCCAAAUUUUUUUUAAAAAGCAAGAUUAUUUAAGGCUCGAUGCUCAUUCUACAUAAGCUUCAAAUCCCAGGCAACAACUAAAAUAACAGUAUUCAACCUUCCACUAGACAUGCUUUGACAUACUGCAGGGUUAUCCAUUAUCAUUCUGAAGUUGUAUGCACAUUGAAGAUCAGUGUG